Messenger RNA from Arachis stenosperma, 5713 nucleotides. RefSeq names its product ATP-dependent RNA helicase DEAH11, chloroplastic-like. Gene Ontology annotation, cellular component: catalytic step 2 spliceosome; intracellular anatomical structure. NCBI's taxonomy places the organism in Eukaryota, Viridiplantae, Streptophyta, Magnoliopsida, Fabales, Fabaceae. Gene Ontology annotation, molecular function: RNA binding; zinc ion binding; ATP binding. Gene Ontology annotation, biological process: spliceosomal complex disassembly. The transcript is spliced from 3 exons. The coding region runs from base 197 to 5443 and encodes 1748 amino acids. The record is from RefSeq and is a predicted model, not a curated record.
ACAACAUAAUGCACUGUGCACAUACACACACAAAACACAAAAACUCCCAUAACCACUAAGCAUUUGACUCCCCCCCAAUUUCCCUUUCUCUAAACACGGUCUUCUUCUCCUUCGCUCAGGUUUUAGGGUUUUUAUUUUUCUUUCUUUCAUCAUCUUCCUCUCAAAGAAGAAAACAUUCUACCAUCCCAACGCCACCAUGCAUCACCCUGACUACAACCAUCGUCAGCCACCGCCAUUUCGCCGCCACUUCUCGAAGCCAAUCGAUUUUCACCCUAACCACUACCGUCCGCCGGGACCUCCAAAUCCCACCGCCUUCCAGGCUCCCAAUUUCGUUCUCCACCUCCGCCGCGGCCGCCGCCAUCUCCGCCGCGACCUCAUAAACUCGAUCAUCUCCCAGUGCCCUUCCAAACCACAAUCUUUCUCAAUUUUGCCCUAUUCCUCCGACCAUAACUACCACAGCCGUUCCUCGUCCACCGUCGAUGCGGCGAUCCUCAAUUUCCUUCAGUGGGUGGACACGCUCAACGCCGUUGCGUAUCUCUGGGAAACGCGCCUCGACGGCAUGCACGACCUAACUCCGGAGCUGAAGUCCAAUGUGAUGGUCCCUUCCGACGAGGACGAACUCUAUUCUCGGCUACGCGCUGUCUUCGCGCGUCACGUGAAGAGUCUCAUGCAAGAAGCGAAGGAAUUGAAGCGUUGGGAAGGGGAGAGUGAGCGAUUAACGAAGGAGAUCGCGGGCAUGGAGCCACAGAAGAAGAACAAACAUUAUCAAGUUGGGGAAUUUUUUCAGAUGAAUGAGAAUAAGAAAAGGUUUGAGGAAGAGAAAAAUCUUGUGGAACGGAGGGUGAGGGAAUUUCGGUGCGCCAUGGAGUGCCUACUGAAGCUUCUAGAAGAGAAGGGUGGUGUUGAUGAGGAAAGGAAUGAAGGGGUUACUGGUAAUUAUUAUUAUCAUGAUUAUGAUUAUGAUGCUGUGUUUAGGUUUGAUGGAAGGUUGAAUUGGAAGAGGGUUCACAGUAUUAUCAUGAGGGAGCGUCGUAGACUUGAGGAGGGUUUGCCAAUUUACGCUUACCGGAGGGAUAUUCUUCACGACAUUCAUCAUCAGCAGAUAACGGUAUUGGUUGGAGAGACUGGUUCUGGAAAGAGUACUCAGCUGGUACAGUUUCUUGCGGAUUCAGGUGUAGGAGCUGCUGAGUCGAUUAUAUGCACCCAACCCCGAAAAAUCGCUGCCAGAUCAUUAGCUCAAAGAGUACAGGAAGAAAGCAAUGGAUGUUAUGAAGGCAAUGCGAUCAAUAGUUAUUCGACAUUUUCAUCCUUGAAUGAGUUUGAUUCUAAAAUAACAUUCAUGACAGACCACUGUUUAUUGCAGCAUUACAUGGCUGAUAAGAAUUUGUCUGGGGUCUCAUGCAUUAUAGUUGAUGAGGCUCAUGAAAGGAGCUUAAACACUGAUCUGUUGUUGGCAUUGAUCAAGAAUUUACUCUGUAGAAGGGUUGAAAUGCGGCUUAUCAUUAUGUCUGCCACAGCUGAUGCAAAGCAGCUGUCUGAAUACUUCUAUAGUUGUCGAAUUGUUCAUGUGCUCGGAAGAAGCUUUCCCGUGGAUGUGAAAUAUGUUCCUUCUGACUAUGCAGGACAUUCUGAGUCUGGCAUUGCCCCUUACGUUUCUGAUGUUGUCAGAAUGGCAAUCGAGAUUCACAAAACAGAGGAAGAGGGCACUAUUCUUGCAUUUUUGACCUCACAGAUAGAAGUGGAAUGGGCGUGUGACAACUUUGAAGCUCUGUCUGCAGUUGCUUUGCCCUUACAUGGGAAACUUUUGCCCGGUGAGCAAUUUCAUGUUUUCCAGAACUAUCCUGGAAAAAGGAAAGUGAUAUUUGCAACCAAUCUUGCUGAGACAUCUCUCACAAUUCCUGGGGUUAAGUAUGUGAUAGAUUCUGGUUUGAUUAAAGAUAGUCGAUAUGAUCCUGGCAGUGGGAUGAAUGUUCUUAAGGUUUGUUGGAUUAGCCAAAGCUCUGCUAAUCAACGGGCUGGCCGUGCUGGGAGGACUGAACCUGGUCGGUGCUAUAGAUUGUACUCUGAAGCUGAUUAUCAGUGCAUGGAACAAAAUCAAGAACCUGAAAUUAGAAGAGUGCAUCUUGGUGUUGCAGUUUUGAGGAUCCUUGCUUUAGGGGUGAAGAAUGUGCAGGAGUUUGAUUUUGUUGAUGCUCCAAGUCAAAGCUCCAUUGAGAUGGCUAUCCGGAAUCUAAUCCUCUUAGGAGUCAUUCAAAUGAAGAAUAAUGUUAUUGAAUUAACAAAUGAAGGUAGGUACCUCGUAAGAAUGGGGAUUGAACCUAGGCUUGGUAAACUGAUUCUUGGCUGUCUUCAUCAUACACUGGGUAGAGAAGGCAUUGUCCUUGCUGCCUUGAUGGCUAAUGCUAGCAGCAUAUUCUGCAGAGUUGGUAGUGAAAAGGAUAAGCAAAGAUCUGAUUGUCUUAAAAUGCAAUUUUGCCAUUGUGAUGGCGACCUCUUUACCCUUCUUUCUGUGUACAAGGAAUGGGAGGGUUUGCCUCGGGAGAGGAGGAACCAGUGGUGUUGGGAAAAUAGUAUCAAUGCCAAAUCUAUGAGGAGAUGCCAAGACACAAUUUUAGAGCUAGAAUCCUGUCUUGAGCGUGAACUUAACCUUGUUGUUCCCAGUUACUGGCGUUGGACACCCCAAAUGCCCGCCGAAUGUGAUAUGUAUCUGAAAAGGGUUAUACUGUCCUCCCUUCCUGAGAAUGUAGCCAUGUACUCUGGAUGCAAGCAACUUGGUUAUGAAGUGGCACAAACUGGACAACAUGUUCAGCUUCAUCCAUCUUGUUCAUUGCUUGUAUUUGCUCAGAAACCUAGUUGGGUGGUUUUUAGCGAGCUUCUUUCACAUUCUAAUCAAUAUUUGGUCUGUGUAAGUGCUUUUGAUUUUGAAUCAUUGCACAGCCUUGACCCUCCUCCCUUGUUCGAUGUGUGCAAUAUGGAAAAGCGGAAAUUGGAAACCAGGACAUUGUCUGGUUUUUGUUGUACUCUUCUCAAGAAAUUUUGUGGAAAAGGCAACAGUAAUUUGAUUAGUCUUGUGUCACGCAUACGGAAAAUUUGUGAGGAUGAACGAAUUUCCAUUGAAGUUAAUGUUGACCACAAUGACAUUCAGUUAUAUGCCACAUCACAUGAUAUGGAAACAGCCGUUCAAUAUGUAAAUGAGGUUUUAGAAUGUGAGAAAAAGUGGUUACGUACCGAGUGUAUUGAAAAAUGUUUGUAUCAUGGGUCUGGUUUCUCACCUAUAGCUUUGUUUGGCUCCGGUGCAGAAAUUAAGCAUUUAGAACUUGGGAAGCGUUCCCUGAGUGUUGACGUUUGUCACCCAAACACAGAUGCAAUUGAAGACAAACAGCUCCUGAUGUUUUUGGAGAAGAAUACCUCAGCAAGUGUCUGUUCUGUCCACAAGUACACAUGCACUGGGAGGGAUGUUGAGGACAGGGAAAAGUGGGGCAGGAUUACAUUUCUUUCCCCGGAUGCUGCUUUAAGAGCUGCUGAGCUAGAUGGUGAAGAGUUUUGUGGCUCUCCUUUGAAAAUUUCUCACUCACAAACAGCUUCUGGAGAUAAAUCAUUUUUGUUUCCUGCCGUCAAAGCAAAAAUCUUUUGGCCUCGUAGGCUUAGCAAGGGGGUUGCGAUAGUUAAAUGUGACAUAAAGGAUGUUGACAUCAUGUUGAGAGAUUUCUAUAACCUUUCUAUAGGAGGAAGGUAUGUACGGUGUGAACCUGGUAGAAAGGAUGUGGAUAGUGUGGUGGUAAGUGGGUUUGACAAGGAGCUCUCAGAUGCUGAAAUUUUAGAUGUAGUAAGAAAUGCUACAAGUAUAAGGAUUUCAGACUUUUUCUUGAUUAGAGGAGAUGCUGUUGGGAAUCCACCAGUCAGUGCCUGUGAAGAGGCGCUUCUUAAAGAAAUUUCCCCCUUUAUGCCCAAGAAAGAUCCCCAUAUUAACUCUUGUCGGGUUCAAGUCUUCCAACCUGAGCCCAGGGAUGUAUCCAUGAGAGCUUUAAUCACGUUUGAUGGAAGACUACAUUUAGAGGCAGCGAAAGCUUUAGAGCAAAUUGAGGGAAAGGUGUUGCCAGGAUGUCUUUCAUGGCAGAAGAUAAAAUGUCAGCGCGUCUUCCAUAGCUCCUUGAUAGUUCCUCUGCCAGUGUACCGUGUAAUUAGGGAAGAAUUGGAGAAAAUACUUGAAAGCUUCAGUAAAUUGAAGGGUGUUGAAUGUAGACUGGAAAAGACUUCCAAUGGUUCCCAGAGAUUGAAAAUUACAGCAAAUGCCACACAGACAGUAGCAGAAGUUCGGAGACCUUUCGAAGAAUUAUCAAGAGGGAAAAGAAUCGACCAUGCCAGCCUCACCCCUGCAGUUGUGCAACUCUUGCUCUCGAGAGAGGGCUUUAAUCUCAAAAGCUCAUUGCAGCAGGAGACAGGAACUUACAUUCUUAUUGACAGGUACAACCUGAGUGUACGUGUGUUUGGGCCCCCAGACAAGGUUUGCUUGGCUCAGCAGAAACUGAUUCAAUCCCUACUCUCUUUCCAUGAGGCAAAGCAAUUGGAAAUCCAUCUGAGGGGCCGGGAUCUACCUCCUGACUUAAUGAAGCAGGUGGUGAAGCAAUUUGGACCAGAUCUUAGUGGAUUGAAAGUGAAGGUACCUGGGGCAGAUCUUGUACUAAACAUACGCCGCCAGAUAAUCUAUCUUCGUGGCAACAAGGAGUUGAAACAAAAAGUAGAGGAGUUCAUUUUUGAGAUCGUGCGUUCUAGUCAUCGUGCUGUUGAGGGAUUGGGCACCGGACCUAGUUGCCCAAUUUGCUUGUGUGAGGUUGAGGAUGGAUAUCUGCUUGAAGGUUGUUGUCACUUAUUCUGCCGUUCAUGCCUGGUGGAUCAAUGCGAAUCUGCUAUAAGAAACCAAGGUACUUUCCCGAUAUGUUGUGCUCGGGAGGGCUGUGGAGAUCCCAUUCUGGUCACAGAUUUGAAGGCUCUCUUACUGGGUGACAAGUUGGAGGAACUUUUCAGGGCUUCUUUGGGAUCUUUUGUGGCAUCCAGUGGGGGAACAUACAGAUUUUGCCCGUCACCUGACUGCCCCUCCGUUUAUCGAGUUGCUGAUCCUGGGACAGCCGGCGAGCCAUUUGUAUGCGGGGCAUGUUAUUCAGAAACUUGUACAAGGUGCCACUUGGAGUAUCAUCCGUACAUAUCGUGCGAUCAAUAUCGGGAAUUCAAGGAUGACCCCGACUCAUCGCUGAAGGCAUGGUGCAGCGGUAAAGAACAUGUUAAGCGGUGCCCAUCUUGUGGGUAUACAAUUGAGAAGGUAGAUGGUUGCAACCAUAUUGAGUGCAAGUGUGGGAAGCAUGUGUGCUGGGUUUGCUUGGAAUUCUUUGGAAGUAGUGAUAAUUGCUAUGACCAUUUGAGAAAUAUACACAUGGCCAUCAUUUGAGUAAUGCUGUAAUUUAUAUACCGAGAAUGCCUUGUUCUAGUUUGUGCAUAUUGUAAAUUGGCGUAGGAAUGUGUACAGCUUACUUUAACUUCUUUGAAUGUAAAUAAUAGUAUUCAGUUACCAGAGCUAGAUGGUAGAAGCCUCACUUUCCUUGUUCUUCGGCUUCUGUAUAACGUAAUAAUGACGUCAUUUAGCUCUAAAACAGUUCAAUUGGACCGUUAUAUGGCUUUACCUAAGCAAUCUAGAAUUACAGUUGAGUAAAGAUGUAUU